CCUUGAGCUUCCCAUCACAACCGUUGCUUCUGCAUCUUUCUCUUUCUCAUCGUCGCCGUCGUCGUCCUUGCAGGUCCAAGUUUCUUUUUCAUCAUGCUCUCCAUUCUUUUGUCGCUCUUUCUCGCUGGUCGAGUUUUCGCUUUCAGCUUUAACGUAACUGUGACGCCAGCAUUGGCGACCCUGCCCCCCUCAGAGCUGCUGAACUUUUCGUUCACUGGGGCAAUCGACUCUUGCCAGUCGCUUUGCAACGAUGCAUCCACUGCGAUCUCCAAUUGCACUGUCUCUGCCCAGGCAGCCACUACAGCGCCGGACCCCACUCCUGACCCUGCCUCCGACUGUCUUUGCUCCAAUACUACCGUCUUAGCCCUCCUCACCUGCGAGCAGUGCAUCUAUACUGCUCAAAUUGCUGCCAAUGUUCGCCCCAAUGAUCCUCGUGCCGGCAGUCAGCCAUUGUUGGCAGCCUAUUCCGCUUCGUGCGCUGCUGCCAAGAUCAACCUCACCGCCCCUCAAACUGCCUUGACACUCCCCGCCAACUGGGAUGGACCAGCCGGCAUCCAUCUUUCCGCCGUAGGCACCGUUUUUACAGUCAUGGCAGCUACUGGCCUUGGGGUCGGAGCCAUGUGGCUGUUAUCUAAUUUGUGAGGGGGUUAGCAGCGCUGGCGCCAUAGUAGCUUUGUCUUUCAUUUGUGUUGUUUUUCAACGACGACAGCUGUGUUUGAGAGUUCGUGUUUGAUCUGGAUCACCAUCAAUGUCAAGUUGCAUCUCCCCAUA
This is a messenger RNA of Desarmillaria tabescens, 771 nucleotides long. RefSeq lists its product as uncharacterized. Bases 94 to 642 code for a protein of 182 amino acids. The transcript is spliced from 3 exons. The record is from RefSeq and is a predicted model, not a curated record. Lineage: Eukaryota; Fungi; Basidiomycota; Agaricomycetes; Agaricales; Physalacriaceae.